AUGAAUUGUAUAAAAAUCGUAUUUGAUAGCAAGUUUAUCAAUUGACAUGUAUACGUAAUGAAAUCGACCGCGAUAUUGUUGCAUAGUGGUGAUAAAUCAGUGUCCUUCGCUAAACGAAACAGUUUAUCUAAAGGUGCUCGCUAAGUAACGUGAAAAUGGCGGAACAACCAGGAGGUAUAGGCUCUCAGAUCGGUAAAGCAAUCACUAACAAGCUGUCGGAGUCUCUACAGAAUAUGGACGUGUUAGGAUUACUCCAAAAUAUCAUAGCAAUGACUCCAGAGGACGAGGAAUCCGAGGAAAUAAGAGAGAAAUUACAAGGUGUUAUGAAACAAUAUAACGAAAUGGCUGAAGAUGAGAAAGUUUUGUUCGCGGAUCAAUUGAAAGAAGCGUUAGCAACAAAAAUGAAGAUGAAAUUGGAUAAUACUCCGUUUGAUCUGAGCGGAGUGGAUGCGGCGAUCAGUCGCGCUAUUUAUGUACAAGUGGUAUUGUACGGGCUUGCCGCGUUGUUUUUAUUAAUACUUAUUGUAUUCUUCGGCUACAAGCUGUAUAAAUCAAUAAAAGACAAAGAAAUAAAACGAGAGGAAAAGAAGAAAGCUAAGCAAAUGAAAAAGAAGAAAUAAGGAUAUUUUUACAACCGACGAUUAAGUUACUGAAGUUAAGUUAGGAAACGACACCUUGCCUGAAAUAUUAUGUACGGAUUCUGAUAUUUGUAUGUCACCGGUAAAUUUCUAAUCCCGCCCGUUUGUAAUUUGUCUAGCACAUUGAUUUCAUCCUAAAUUCGACACUUUGUAAAUAUUUAUCAUUUACGAUACGUUUAGAUUUAAAGUUUCGCUACAAUUCAUCCGCCGCCAAAAAAUAACUAAAACCGUAGCGCAACAUAGGCAAAUUACAAAUAGGAUGAAUUUGCGAUAUGCCGGUGACUACCAAUUAUAACGAUUGCUUAUUUACUUACAUAUACAAAAAUCUUUAUUUUUUUAUACUUUAGUUAUUAUUGCUUUUUCCUGUUACAAAAACAUAUU
Papilio polytes (common Mormon) is the source of this 1019-nucleotide messenger RNA. RefSeq lists its product as uncharacterized. The transcript has 3 exons. Bases 156 to 620 code for a protein of 154 amino acids. Lineage: Eukaryota; Metazoa; Arthropoda; Insecta; Lepidoptera; Papilionidae. The record is from RefSeq and is a predicted model, not a curated record.